This is a messenger RNA of Schistosoma turkestanicum, 2658 nucleotides long. The record is from the annotation of a GenBank genome assembly. NCBI's taxonomy places the organism in Eukaryota, Metazoa, Platyhelminthes, Trematoda, Strigeidida, Schistosomatidae.
AUGGAUAUAAAAUCAAGUUUUAAAUGCCUGUACAAAAAUUUAUUCAAAAACAUCAUAAGUUCUUAUUUGUUUUAUGCUUUAUUUUCCAACUUAGGUGAAGCAUUAUGUGAUUUUUGGAUAUGUUCCGAUGUAUUAUGUUGUACAGCAUCAAUACUUCAUUUAGUUGGCAUUGCAUUAGAUCGUUAUUGGGCUGUAACAAAUGCAGAAUAUAUUCGUCGUAGAACAGGUCGUCGUAUAGGUAUUAUGAUUGGGAUAUUUUGGUUUUUAUCUGUACUCAUUUCAAUACCGGCAAGAUUUCACACUACCAGAUCAUUUAAUUACGGUGGCUAUUCAUCUGUGGUAGAUUUAAAUGAACCGCCAAAUUGUCGAAUUAAUCAAGAACAUGGUUAUACAGUAUUUUCAAAUAUUGGUGCAUUCUAUAUGCCAAUGAUAUUUAUCAUAGGCAUAUAUGCAAGAAUUUAUCAAGUGGCUAGAGCACGUAUUAGACGUUCAGCAUUUAAACAAUCAGGUACAACUAGUUUAUGUAUGAAACAAUGGAAACAAUCACAGUCCAAACAACAUCAACAAUCACAAUCACAACCACAACAUCAGAAUUCAUUUAAACAACAUUUCAAUACAUAUUGGUGUUUUCAAUGUCGUAAUUAUAAAGAUAGGCAUUCGGUUAAAUUAAUUCAGUCUACAAAUAAUCCACGUUCAGAGAGUAAUAUUAAUCCGGAGAAUCCAUCAUCUUCACAUGUAGCCGAUACUGAUUGUACAAUGAUUGGACGGAAAACAACUUCACUUACCGACAUACCAAUCAUUGCAAUAAUGAAUAAUAAUACUGAUAAUAAUAAUAGUACUCAUUAUAAUAGUAGUAAUAUUCUUAUGAAUCGAUUCAACAAUAUCAGAGCAUCUAUACCGUAUGCAGAUGAUGUGGAAAACAAACCAUCAGACAAUCAUCAUUCUAAUGAUAAAAUUAAUAUGAAUGAGAAUAAUUUUUAUUAUACAAAACCUAAUUUCAUACAAUAUUGUGAAAGAAAACCUCCAAUCAAUAAAGAUGACAAAUUGAUUACAUAUGAUGAUAAAUCAUGUCAAUGUAAACAUUAUAUAAAAUUAAAUCAUAAAGAAAUUAAAAAAUCUAAAUCAUUUUAUCAUCGUAAUUAUACAUUGAAAUUGGAUUCACAUGAACAUAGAUUAAUUUGUCCGCAUAGAAAUUCAGCGCCACCAAUUCUUGUACAUUUAACUACUAAUAAUAAUAAUUCUAGUACAUUUUUUUCGGAAUUAACAAAUUCCAAUUCACAACAAUUAACGGAAUCAUCAACAGAACAUACAAAUUCAAUUAUAUGGUCAUCAUCUUCAUCUCCAUUACCAUCUACAACCCCUUCAUCGUCGUCAUUUUCAGAAUCUUCAUCUUUUCUAGCAGAUAAUCAUUAUCAUUAUUCACGACAUCAUCGUCAUCAUCAACAUCAUAAACAUCAACGUAAUCAUCAUUUACAUCCUCAUUCUCAUCCUCAUCCUCAUGCUCAUCAUCAUCAUCAUCAUUUCCACAGACGACUUCAUCCAUCUUCUAGUGUAAAUCGUAAAAGAAAUGAACUUAAAAAGUCAACAAAAGAUCAAAAUCAAAAUUUAGAUGGAUUGAAAAUUUUUCAACGUUGUUGUUGUGCUUGUUACGGUUGUUGUAGUGGUUGUGGUGGGUCACCGUCUCCUUCUUCUGGUUCUUCACAGCAUCAUCAUCAUCAUCAUCAUAAUCAUCAUCAAUUGAAUAAAACAAAUUUACUACCAGAUGAAAAUUCAACAGUCAAUAUUCGAAAAUAUUGUUGUUUGAAUGAACAGAAAAAUUAUACUGCACCAAGUAAGAAUAAUAAUAAUAAUAAUAACAAUAAUAAUGACAAUUGUGGAAUGUAUUUAGAUUCAUUAAAUCAAAAUCUAAAGUAUUCACAUGCAUAUCAUAAACAGGAUACAAUUACACCCACUAUCACUGAGCCUCCUCCUCCUCCUACUAGUACUACUACUAACAACAAUAAUAGUAGUAUUAAAAAACACGUGAAAACAGGGAAUCAUGUAUCAUUGAAACUAGCAAAGAAACAGUUGAAUUUACGAAAGAACUUAUGUCAUAUGUUUAAUUUACAUAAGAAUAAAACCAGUAAUAACAAUAAUAAUGAUAGUGUUUAUAGUAAUAAACAUAUCUUAUUAACUCAAUCCACAUCAAAUUUAACAUCUCAAAUCCAUUCAAAUUUAUCCACAAUGAAUACACCAACUGUAACUAAAGAAUUACAACUACAAUCACAUAGAACAACAACAACAACCACAACAUUAACUACACCAAUAAAUUUACAAGAUGAAACUACAAUCACCUCAAAUUUCAUAUCAGUACAACAACAAACUCAAGUGAAUCGUGAACGAUUGGAAGCAAAACGUGAACGUAAAGCAAUUUUAACAUUAGCCAUUAUAACUGGUUGUUUCUUGUUGUGUUGGUUGCCAUUUUUUAUUGUUGCCUUAAUUUCACCAUUUACUGAAAAUUUUACAAUAACUAAAUUUGGACAAAGUAUGAUAUUAUGGUUAGGUUAUUCGAAUUCAUUAUUAAAUCCUAUUAUUUAUACAAUCUUUUCACCGGAUUUUCGUAAUGCUUUUAGAAAAAUUCUAUUUGGACGAUAUAAUCUACGGUCUUUAUCACGAUAA